GCUGGGACUGUUGUACAAUCAUUAUAUAAACUCAAAGACCAUGACAAUACAGAAGGUGGAUAUUUUAUAUUUUCAGACAUUAGUGUUCGACUAGAAGGCUUCUAUCGUUUAAAAUUUACUUUAUAUGAAAUUGAAGGAAUUUAUGUAAAUCGACUCUGUUCUGUUAUUUCUGAUAUAUUUCAAGUUUAUUCACCGAAAAGCUUUCCAGGAAUGUCAGAAUCUACUUUACUUACAAGAUCAUUUUCAGAUCAAGGCGUUCGAAUAAGAAUUAGAAAAGAACCUAGAGUAUCUUCAUCAAAGUAA
Molecule: messenger RNA, 303 nt
Organism: Cokeromyces recurvatus
Lineage: Eukaryota; Fungi; Mucoromycota; Mucoromycetes; Mucorales; Mucoraceae
Product: velvet factor
Exons: 5
Source: RefSeq, a predicted model, not a curated record